CUAGCCGCCGGGGACGCUGCUGUAGUUGGCGUCUCUCUCAGUCGGCUACGGGCUGGUAGUCGGGGUCGGUUAUGGCGGAUUUCCAAGCGCUGCUAGUAUUGGCAGCACUUUGCACUGCUGCCACCGCCCAGUACGAACGUCACUACGCUGUACUGUACGAUCAGCAGAUCAGGAGCGCCUGUUACGACGCCGACGGCCGUGCUCAGCGGUGCAUCCCCGAGUUUGUGAACGCCGCGUUCAACGUAAAGGUGGAGGCUACGAACACGUGCGGCCUGAAUCGUUCGGAACCCACGAGGUUCUGCCCGCAGACGGACGUUCCCGGGACGACGAAAACGUGCGAGGAGUGUAGUGCCUAUAUCAGGGGACGAGAGCAUCCGCCGGAGUACCUCACUGACUUACACAACAACGAGAAUGUGACCUGGUGGCAGAGUGAGACCAUGCUGGAUGGUGUACAAUAUCCGAACCAAGUGAAUCUCACCUUGAAUCUCGGACGGGCAUUCGACAUCACCUACAUCCGUUUGAAGUUCCACUCUAUGCGACCGGAAAGCUUCGCCAUUUACAAGCGGACGACAGAGGACGGGCCCUGGGUGCCGUACCACUACUACAGUUCUACUUGUCUGCAGACGUACGGAAUCAAGAGCGGAGGACACAUCAACCGGGACGACGAGACGCGUGCCCUCUGCACGGCCGAGUACACGGCCCUGGUUCCCCUCACGGGAGGCAACGUCGCCUUCUCCACGUUAGAAGGGCGACCGUCUGCCUUUCACUUCGAAACCAGUUCGGUGCUUCAGGAAUGGGUGACUGCUACUUCGAUUCGCAUAGUUCUCACCCGUCUGAACACUUUCGGCGACGAGAUCUUCGGGGACAAGCAGGUACUGCGUUCUUACUACUACGCCAUUUCGGACUUUGCCGUCGGCGGAAGGUGCAAGUGCAAUGGGCACGCUAUGGCGUGCGACCCCAGCUCGGGAGAUGGUCGCCAGCAGGUGUGCCGGUGCGAACACUUCACCGACGGUCCCAACUGCGAGCGCUGCCUCAGCUCGUACAACGAUCAGCCCUGGGGAAGUGCUACCAACAUAGACGCCCACGAAUGCAAACCUUGCAACUGCAACGGCCGGUCCAACAAGUGCUACUUCGACCAGGACCUGUACGACCGCACGGGCCACGGCGGCCACUGCACAGAUUGUGCAGACAACACAGAUGGCCCCAACUGUGAAAGGUGCAAGCUGAACUACUAUCAGCGUUUCGAUGGACGCUGUGUAGCCUGUGGAUGCAACGAACUGGGUUCCAGGAGUUUGCAGUGCAACAGCAAGGGACAAUGUCCGUGCAAGUCGGGCGUCGAAGGUCAGCGUUGUGACCGGUGUGCGCCGAACCACUACGACUUCUCAGAACAAGGCUGCAGGCCGUGCGGCUGCAGUGCAGCGGGCAGUACCGAGAGCCCCCCAUCCUGCGAUCCCGAGACAGGAGAGUGCCGCUGCAAGGCAAACGUCGAAGGUCGCCAGUGUGACCGGUGCAAGCCGGGAUACUUUGACGUCCAGCACGACAACGAAUUUGGCUGCACGCCGUGCUUCUGCUUCGGACACUCGUCCGUGUGCCAGAGUGCACGUGGUUACUCGAAGUACAGCAUUAGCAGCACCUUCAGCAGAGAUAGGGAACGCUGGAGAGCCCUAGACUUCCACGGAAGGGACGUCGCGACGCGACACGAAUAUUCGGCCCACCACCUGGCUGUAGCAGCACCUGGAAACGAACCUGUGUAUUUUGUUGCUCCAGACCGUUACUUGGGCGACCAACGUUCAUCCUACCAUCAGAAUCUAACUUUUACUCUUCGUAUCGGAGAAGAUGGACCACGAUCUUCCGUAGAGGACAUCGUCUUGGAAGGGGCCCAUAUGACAGUGUCUCAACCAAUCUUUGGUCAAGGCAAUCAUUUACCCUCUAUUCGAAACCAGGAAUACCGUUUCACACUGCACGAGGACCCACGCUACGGCUGGACCCCAAGACUUAGUGCUCAAGACUUCAUUAGCGUGCUGGCCAAUCUGACCUCCAUAAAGAUCAAAGCUACGUACGUGCCAAGAGGUACCGGGUUCAUCGACAACAUCCACCUCCAGUCUGCACAGAGGACAGCUUAUGGUGUGGAAGCCUCUUGGAUUGAGAUGUGCACCUGUCCCGAGGGUUACGUGGGCCAGUUCUGCGAAUCCUGCGCGCCGGGGUAUCGUCACGACCCCCCUGGUGGGGGACGUUUCUCGCGCUGCGUGCCUUGUAAUUGUAACAAGCACGCACUGAUAUGUGAGCCCGACACAGGCCACUGCAUCUGCCAGCAUAACACAGCGGGCGAAUUCUGUGAAAGGUGCGCACCUCGUUUUUACGGGAACGCGCUGGUGGGUACUCCCGAUGACUGUAAGCCUUGCCCGUGUCCUGAUCAGGGGGCCUGUGCGGUGCUCCCAGAUGAAAGCGUCGUCUGUCUCGAGUGUCCUUCAGGUUAUUCUGGUCGGAGAUGCGACCUGUGCUUUGACGGCCACUAUGGCGACCCUCUCGGCAUCAGCGGCCCAUCUCGACCGUGCAAGAAAUGUGACUGUAAUGGAAACGUGGAUCCAAAUGCUGUUGCAAAUUGCAACACGACAACUGGAGAGUGCCUCAAAUGCAUUUACAACACGGCCGGUUACAACUGUGAACGCUGUCUCCCAGGCCAUUACGGUGACGCCCUGGCACAGACAAAGGGCGACUGCAAGGCAUGCGGUUGUAACAGCCUGGGCACAGUCGCUGACGCUCAACGCUCAACGCCCGAAUGCGAUCCUCUAAACGGCCAGUGUCGCUGCAAGGCAAACGUGAUUGGUCGCCAGUGCGACCAGUGCCGCGAUGGCACCUGGAACCUCGUGAGCAAUGAGGGCUGCGAAUCUUGUGACUGCAGCGUGAUUGGAUCGCUGAACCACACUUGCGACGCUCGCACCGGGCAGUGCUAUUGCCGCCCUGGUGUCACUGGCAAGCACUGCGACCAGUGCCUUCCGUACCACUAUGGGUUCUCUGCUGACGGAUGUUCUCAGUGUGACUGUGACUCGGUGGGCUCCCUGUCUCACCAGUGUGCUCCCGAUGGACAGUGUGACUGCCGGCCGAACGUGGAAGGUCGCCGAUGUGAACGCUGCAAGGAGAACAAGUACGACAAAGAGGCUGGAUGCAUUGACUGCCCCACUUGCUACAACUUGGUGCAAGAUGCAGUCAAUGAACAUCGAGAGAAACUGGCAGAACUUUCUAACCUGCUUGACAAAGUGAGGAAUAACCCGGACAUCCAGAUGAGUGACGAUUUUAUGAAGAAGCUCGAAGAAGUAAUGGUGAUCGUGGACACACUCUGGAGAGAUGCUAAGCAGGCGUCAGUGACAGACGACAGCCUCGUUGAGAAGCUUGAUGACCUUGUGCGGAGGAUCAAGAAGGUGCAAGAGACAGCUCAGAAGAUAGCAGUCGAAAUAACGGUCGCAGACAAUGCAGUGGCUAGAGGCGAUCGCAACCUUACCGAAGCAGAGGACGUGAUUGAACGUAUCCGAGGUAUUCUCUCUCAAGCCAGACGGUUCUUGGAAGACGAGGGCCGCGAUGCCCUGCGGAAUGCCAUGGAAAGGUCGGACCGCUAUGGGCAGCAGUCCGAAAUGAUGUCGCAGAUCGCACGUGAGGCUCGGCGCCUCAGUGACGACCACGAGAAAGAUGCUAAAGAGAUUCAAAGCCUUGCUCAGGACGCCCGCAACACGUCAAGUGAGGCACAGCGGAUUGCAGCUGCGGCACAGGACAUGCAGGAUCAGACGGAAGAUGAAAUUAAGUUACUCAGACGCAGAAUGAAUCAAGUAAAGGACCUAAUGGAACGUACAAAGGAAAUGGCAAACGAGGCCAAGGCAGAAGCCUUUAAAGCACACGACGAUGCAAUUCAGGUGUUAACCGACACAAACUCGAUUCAGCUGCCAGACAUCGACCAUGAAGACUUGAAGAAUCAAGCUCAGGACAUUAUUGAUGAUGCCAGAAGAAUUCAGAAGGAGGCUGAUGAUCUCAUGGAAAGGCACAGAGAUAUUGUUGAAAGCAUUGAACCACAGCGGGAAGAUGCGGAGGGACUGCUUGCAGAAGCUGAACACCAGCAGCAAAUUACAGAUGGGCUCCUCGCUGCUACGGACGCUGCCCUGCAGAAGUCGAAGGAGGCAGUCGAGAGCGGCGAAAGGAUCUUGAAAGAAGCGCAAAACACUCUGCAGACUCUCAAAGCAUUUGACGAGAACGUAAAGAAGAGCAAAGAGAAGGCCAUGGAAGCCUUGGACCGCAUCCCAGAGAUCACCGACUUCAUUGAGGAUGCAGAGAACCGAACUGGAGAAGCUCGGGAGGCACUUGAGGACGCAGAAGACGAUGCUCACAGUGCUCGGGACAUAGCGCAAGAAGCUGAGCGUAUUGCUGAACAGGCAUCCCGGGAUGCCAAUCAUGUGAAGAACGAAGCUGACCGAUCGAAGGACACGGCUAGCGCCUUGCGCGAAGAUGCAGACCACGUGGCAGCUCAAGUGGACGACACUGACAAGCGCAUGAAAGAAUAUGAAAACCAGGCUAAGGAUGAUGAAGCCCUUGCCAAAGCGGCAUCAGAAAAGGCAAAUGAGGCCCGCACAGGAGCGACGGAAGCAUACGAUAAAGCGAGGGCUGCCUUGGACACAGUAAACGGUAUCAUAGCUGCUCUAGAAAAUGUGGACGAUGUAGACACCGGUGACCUUAACAGGCUCGAAGAGCGCCUCAGACAAGCAGAGCGAGACAUGGCACAAGCUCGCCUCGAUGACCGUGUUGCCGAGCUCCAGAAUGCACGCGAGAUGCAGCUGGGCUGGAUGAGAGAUUACGAAGACGAGAUCAACAAGCUCAAGAAGGAUGUCGCUAACGUAAAGGACAUCAGCGAAUCCCUGCCUGAAGGUUGCUUCCGCAGGAUAAGGUUAGAGCCCUGAACAUCUCGGGGCUCCCUUUUCCUUGUGAUGUCUCUAGAAGAAAAGAUAUUAUGAGUUGCUCUUUUACUAAAAGUGGCAGAGUGAUGAUCACCCUUCUGUAGAAGAAAUGUACGUAUUCGAGAAUCUAAGUUAUUUUUGUCGUUCGCUGGUCAAACUACCUCAGCGAUGCCCAGCAAUAUAUUUUUUCGAUGGGCUGGCUCUAUGCAGUAAAUUGUUUUCCUAAUGUAUACCUUUAUGGCCCACAAAAAACAUUUCUUUGCCAGCCAAAAAUUAUUUUGGGUGCGUGACAGGUAAAGAGUGGUGUUUAUGCUUGACGUCUCCAAAGUGUACGCCAAAGAAAAUGUACAUGAUACCUGCUGCAGGCCAUCUAGUGAGACGACUCCAGUUCUUGUUGCUCCGUUGCGGCUUUUAUCGCGACGACUGAUGAAUUAAACGACACUAGUGCGCUAUUUAGUUUGAGGCCACUCUUCUCCGCUGUGGAGACAAACUAUUCUAACGGGGGACACUGACAUAAACAUCUUGCAGUCCACGUAGCGUUGUGGUACGACGGGAAUCUCGUACUUCACUAGUAAAUGUUGUAAAAUUAGGGUCCGACAUCCUCAAGCAAUGUUGGCGAGAGAUUAAUAUUCUACCAGCUGGUUCCAUCACUCACACACACAAACACAUCAAAUGAAGCUCUCAAACUGCCAUUACUUUUAACGUGAAGUUAUGAUUGGACAUGCAGGGAAGCAUGCUUCUACAUAUAUGGGGACCACUGCAAAAUAACAUAGGCAUUAUAUAGUUACAGUGAAAACGUAGCACUAGCGGAACGUGCCUGCUCCCACUGUUUGUCUAAUUUUUAUAUAUACCAUAUAGGUUUUGCUUAUGACAUUUUUUUUUUUCCUCCCUUUCAUGUGUUGAUUGCGCAUCGUACAUUUCAUCCGUCAAAUCGCUCUUUUUUGCUCCUCAUCCGAGUGGAAGUCUAAAUCCAGCCACAUCAUGCUGUACUUCUUUGUUCACUCAUGUUUGAAGCCUGCUGUGUGUUGCAGCUUUCUGCAUUUGACGCACUGCCAACAGCUGCAUCUUCAUAUGUGGCUUAUAUUUGUGCAUAGUAGAAAAAUAACACUUGCAUCAGAGUUUGUUGGAAAUGACAUGAAGUUACUAUUGAAAUAAAUUUUUCCGAGCCAA
Messenger RNA from Ornithodoros turicata, 6107 nucleotides. RefSeq names its product laminin subunit gamma-1-like (gene LanB2). Gene Ontology annotation, cellular component: basement membrane. The record is from RefSeq and is a predicted model, not a curated record. The transcript has 25 exons. Gene Ontology annotation, biological process: animal organ morphogenesis; tissue development; substrate adhesion-dependent cell spreading. NCBI's taxonomy places the organism in Eukaryota, Metazoa, Arthropoda, Arachnida, Ixodida, Argasidae. Bases 72 to 4940 code for a protein of 1622 amino acids.